GGAGACAGAGGGGAAGAAGAGGUGAGAGACCUUAACAGGCACAGCGUUCCCAGCCAGCGCACCAGAGGGCUAGUUGUGGGAGAACUCCCCCAGCGGAGGAAGUGAAGAGGCGACUGAAGGAAAUGGAAGCCAACUCUCACCCCAGAUUAGACGGUCGCUGGCUUUGCUUUGCGAUGCUCUGGCUGUGUGUGGAACUAGCACAAUCCACCAUUGAUGGUCAACAGGAAGGGAGACCUUGUUGCUCGUCAACUCUUGCCGGUAAGUUUGGAACAGAGUUUUCAUAUUCCUUAGGGUUUGAGGUUUUAGACUGCCUUGGUUGAUAGCUCUUUUCUUGUAGCCCAGGGGAGUUCAUAGAACCAUAGAAUGGGAAGUGUCAUCUAGUCCAACCCCCUGCUGUGCUAAAAAAUCUCUGACUGAGAUGGCACUCUGCAUAUGCUCCAAGGCCCUGUUGAAUUUGAAGAUUCUGAGGCUAGCUAUUCUCGGAAGUAAAAGCCUAGCAUUCUCAGAGGCCUCACUUCAGAUGUCCCACUGCAGCGUAGGAACAUAGGACGACGGUCCAUUCAGCUCAGUACUGUCAACACUGGGUGGCAGCAGCUUUUUGGGGUACCAGGCAGGGGGUCUUUCCCAGUAGAAAUGUAUGAUCUUUACCCAGGUAGUGCCCAAAUUAUUGACUCAGUCUGUCAUAGGAACACAGGAAAGUGUUUAAACCAAGUCAUGCUGUUGAUCCAUCCAGCUCAGUAUUGUCUACACUGACUGGCAGCAGGUUUCAGACGGGGUCUUUCCUAACCCUCCUUGGGGAUGUCAGGAACUGAACUGGGGACUUUCUGCAUGCAAAGUUCUUCCACUGAGUUCAGCCCUUCCUUUAAGAUAUAGGAACAUAGGAAGUUGCCUUAUACUGAUCCAUGCAGCUCAGCAUCACUGAUUCUGACUAGCAGGUAUUUAUCCAGAGCUUCAGACAGGUUGUAUCUCCCAACCUUAGCUGGAGUUGCGAGGGAUCAAACCUGGGACCGUCUGCAUGCAAAGCAGUUGCACUCCUGCUGAGCUUAAAUGUCAAAUUGACAUUCUUAAGCUUAGGAAACCAGCAGAUGACUUAUGAAAAUUAUUCCCACCCCUCAUUUUUCCUGCAUCUUUUUAAAAACAACUGCAGGGGAUCACCACUAAUUUUCAACGUGAAGCUUAGGACAUUGCCAGAGGCUUCAGCUAGGGUGUUCUUGCCUUGAUACCCUGAAAAUGAGCCUAAUGGUUAGGAGGAAAGAUACCAUUGUGUUCAGAAUGUGUCUCCCCAUUUCCAAAGUCUCACCUCAGGGUUCAAGAGAACUAUUGCAUAACGAGCAACAGAAAGACUUCUUACAUAAGACAGACCAAGCGGUUCAGUGGUUAAACCAAAGUUCACUGAAAUAAUUUUAUUUGUAAUACUGAGAACUUCCUAAGAACUACACUUUGCCGUAGCUGAUAUAAUGUCUGGCUAUUCUAUCCAUCUUACCUAUUCUACCUUGUCUACCUAUUUUAUAUAUCCUGUUUUUCUAUCUUUGCAUAACUUAACUAUCCGCUUCACCAUAAAUGUCAAUCUAUCUGUUCAAUCUAUUUCAUCUCCCUUUCUAUUCUGUCAAAUGCAUUAUCUGUCAUUUUAUCUGCCUUAUUAGCUAUCUUCCUAUGCUAUCCUUACCAAUCAUAUCCUAUGCUAGCCUUACCAAUCUUGUCUAUAUUUUGUCUAUUGACCCACAUGCUAGUUUCUACCCAUAAUUCCAUAACUUUACAAUCCCAUACCUAUCUGUCUAUCCAAUCUGUUCCUGUUGUAUUCUCUCUCUUUUUUCUCCAUCUUUACAGAGCUUAUCAGUCUUUUAUAUCCUUUUGUUUAUUGACCUGUGUGCUAGUUUCUAUUUUUUUUUACACAACUAUCCUAGCUACCAUUUCUAUAUAUCAUUGUCAAUCCAUUAAAUCUAUUCCACUUACUUACAAUAUUCCAACCUGUCUUCUUAUCAAUCCCUUCUAUCCUUUUGUUUAUUGAACGGUGUGCAUUUUCUAUCCAUCUCUAUAUUAUUUACUUGCCGUGUAUAUCAAUCUAGCUAUCCAAUCUAUUCUACCUAGACAGCCAAUCUGUCUGCCACCCAAUCCUGCUGCCGCCUUCUUUUCUAUCUUUCCAGGUCUUAUUUAUUGUGACGGUGAUCAAUUUAUUACAAACUCUUCACCUUAAGGUCCCAGGGUGGGUUACAGCAUUAAAAACAACAUUAGAACAAUUUUAAACAACUAAUCUUAUCUAUCAUUUCAUUACUGAGCCAUGUGGUGUUGGUUUAAACAUUUCCCAUUGACCAAAACAUUGAAACCGCAUGAGCUGAAAAGAAGAAUUAUACACUACCAACAUGCCUAACUUUCCGCUGGACAAAAGGGGUACAUCUGGUGCAGUUCUUGAUUGCCAUAGACCACUAGAUGUCCAUUUGCAAGCCUAAGUGGGAGCAAUUAGUGCUGGGUUAGGCCAUAAUAAUUUCAUGAAAAGAGGGAGGGAUUUGGGGCUGUUUCCAGGGGGCAGACACAUUUCAGUUUCCAUACUGCUCCAAUUGGUUUGGUAGUCAGCAUCUUUCCCCAUUCUCCCAGUAAUGUCCCAUUCCAAGGGAUGGCUGUGUCAUGAUCCACAGAGAUGUCUUCCACUAAGAAUGAUGGCCGAAACAAGAAGUGGCCAGUAGUUUGGCAAGGCUUCAGGACCACGGAUAGCACCCCAUAAGGCGAGACAUGUCACCCAAGUCUUCUCAGCAAAGUCCUCAAGCAACCAGCUGAGGAUUUAUAGUAAGACUAGGUAGUCAUUAACUGGAAUCCCCACCCCCUGAGUGCCCCUUCAGGCCAGUUAAGCGACCAGUGCCUUUUUCUGUAGCUGUUGGCUUCUUUGAGGCAAUGGAGUUUCCGGCUCUGUUGGUCUUUGUUUGGGGUUCUCUUGAUCUCCCAAGGAGUCUGUGAACCAGUGAUCAAAGGCUGUCAAGAGAGAUGUCACUGCAGGGUUCAGCGGGGAGGCAAGCUCUGCUGCCCACCAACCCACAUGACAUGGACAAAGGUGUGGAUUCAUAAUCUCCUCAAAGCUGCCAUUGCUGGAGGACUCAGAGUAGAGCCAUUGAAGUUAAAGAACACACUGGAAAGCCAAUGCGGCAUAGUGGUUAGCAUGUCAGAAUAGGACCUGGGAGACUAGGGUUUAAAUCUCCACUCAGCCAUGGAGCUCACCACACGGCCUUGAGACAGCCAAAAGCUCUCAGCCUCACCUACUUCACAGAGUUGUAAGGAUUACAUGAGGAGGGGGGAACCAUGUACUCCUACUUGAGCUCCUUGGAGAAAAAGGAAGGAUAUAACUGUAAUAAAUAAGAUAACUUCGGUUAAUUGAUUUCAAUGGAGCGCUGUAUUUUUUUCCCAGGGCCUGGGCUAAACCACGGUGCCCAUCAUAGACUCAAAGGGGCAGCUGCAAAGAAAUAUGUAUUUAUACUCCUCUUUCCUUGCUCUCCUGGCUUGACCUGUGCUUUCUUCAUCACCAGGAAUUCCCCCAAAAUCCUGUGGCAAAUGUGGUGGUGGGAAGUGCUGUAAGGACAAGCUAUGCCAUCAAUGCCGGGCAGUGCCAACGUGUCCAGCAGGGCAGGAACUGAGAUGUUCAGGUAACCCUUGUGUCAAUCCCUUCUUGCUGUAAGUCACAGGCCUUCCACCUUGGGUCUUCCAGGUGCUGUGAGACUACAAGUCCCAUCAUCCCCAGCCAGCAGAGCCAAGGGUCAGGGAUGAUGGGAGUUGUAGUCUAACAGCGUAUGGAAGACAAGACGGACAAGAGGUAAAACCUAGCAAGGUUAAAGGGUCUGGUUUGGCAGAAUGUGGUGGGCCAGGAGUUGGAGCCUGUCAGAAUGCGAUAGAGUAGGGGGCGGAGCCUGGCAGGGUGUGGUGGAUCUGAGGGCGGAGCCUGUGGGGUCUGUCAGGUUCCGAGCCUGAACAAUAGGCAUGACUGGCAUCUAAUACCCUAUAAAAUAUAUUGUGGAAGGGGGGAGAUUAUUGGGUUGUCUUUGUUUUUAUUUUUCGUUAUGUAUUUUGUAGGGGUUUUUAUAUUGUAAUCUUAUGUUGUGAACCACCCUGCAAUCGAUGUGUAUAAGGCAGUAUACAAAUUUUAUACAUAAUAAUAAAUAUGUUUUACUAGGGUUUUUUUGGAACUGAGUAUCGGCUUCUCGUAUUGAAUUGUUGUACCGUCUCACUCAAUUUUAUAGUUUGCCGCUUAUUGAAAACUGUUUUGGAGUGCUUGUACACAGAUUUACUAAGCAGAAAUAGAGAGAAUGUUGCUUUGUUAGAAAGAGUAAAAGCACAGCUAGGAGCCUCUCAGCAGUAAGUAACCACCUCCCCUCUUCCUUCUUCCAGGCACUAUUGACUUCAGAUAUUUCUGCAGCCCAUGCCCUAAUGGAACUUUCUCUGAUGCCAAAGGCAGCUGUUGCAGACCUUGGGCAAAGUAAGUCAUUCUCUGCUUUGCAGCAUAAAUAAUAAUAAUGCUAUUUCAUUAUAGAAAGGGACACGGGUGGUGCUGUGGGUUAAACCACAGAGCCUAGGACUUGCCGAUCAGAAGGUCGGCGGUUCGAAUCCCCACGACGGGAUGAGCUCCCUGCUCCUGCCAACCUAACAGUUCGAAAGCACGCCAAAGUGCAAGUAGAUAAAUAGGUACCACUCCGGCGGGAAAGUAAACAGCGUUUCCGUGCACUGCUCUGGUUCCGUGCACUGCUCUGGUUCAUGACUGGCUUAGUCAUGCUGGCAACAUGACCCGGAAGCUGUAUGCCGGCUCCCUCAGCCUAUAGAGUGAGAUGAGCGCCGCAACCCCAGAGUCGGCCACGACUGGACCUAAUGGUCAGGGGUCCCUUUACCUUUUAAUUUUAUUCUAGGAACAUACCGAGAGAGACCAUUGGUCCAUCUAACUCAGUGUUGUCUACACUGACUGGCAGCAGCUCUCCAGAGUUUCAGACAGGGGACUCUCCAAGCCUGAAGACACAAGCAAAACCGAUGCUCAUCCACUAAUCUGUAGCACACCUUGAGCGCAUCACCCAUGUUCCAACCACCAUUCUUUCCUUCCUUUGUAGCUGCAAGACAUUGGGGCUUCCAGUUCGACGACCAGGGAACACAACUCAUAACGUGGAAUGUGGCGACACGAGACCCGUCACUGUGGUUAUGCAAACUGGUACGGUUCUGUUUUCUGUAUGCAAAAUGGGCCUAAAAGACCUACACAUGGGAAUCGCAGAGUUGUCUCCGACACGGUUCUACUCAAAGCAGACCUGUUGAAAUGAAUGAAUCUGUCUGUGGUGCCUGUUCACUUCAGUGGGUCUACUCUGAGUACAGCUUGCACUGAAUACAACACACAGGGAGAAUUUGGACACAGCGGGACUGGAUUCCAAUUACGGCUGUUGCCAAAUCUCACACUUGGAGACACACGUUUUUGAUGUGGCCCAUGCAGGUGGUGAAAAUGGGAGGGUGACCUGGGCAUUAUUCUGGGGACAGGAGCAAAGAUGUCGACGAGGAGGCUUCUCCUUGGUGACAGAAAUGGGUGUUCUUGGGGCACAGGAAUGAUGGUCACGGCUAGCAAGAGAGUUCUCUUGAAGGGGGCAGCAAAUAUUAAAGACACGUUUUGUUUUGUUUUUGUUUUAUAUAUUUAGGUUCAUAAAUACGCUUCAAUAUCACAAUGUAUAACAGGUCUUCUUCUUUGGCGAUCACUCGUAGCCGAGUAAGAUUGUCUUCCAUAAACACGGUUUUAACAGUGAGUCCGUAAGUGACUGUGGAGGCCAAUUCUGGAUCCACACAUCCUUCCACAGUGGGGACAUUGGUUUCUGGGUGGGAGCUUAUCACGGUGUGGAUUUGCCAAGCGUGCCUUCCUCUUAGCACAUUUCUCCCUUGCGUCCUGAGUUCGAGUGUCUUCAAAGCCCAUGACACCUUUGGUAAAGGCUGUCAUCACUGCUUUAUGUUAGUGCCUAUCUGAUCAAAAAACCUGAAAACGAAGGGGGAGAAAAAAGAUAUUGUUAAAUAAAGAAUGUCCUAGAAACAGAUAUCAUUAAUUCAUCUGUUACAAUCUUAUGAGCCCAUUAAUAACUGAGUAAAGAAGAGUAUAUAAAAUAAUACCUAACUUUUAAGAAGAAGAAAAGGGGGAGAUACCUUUAAACAAAUAUUUUUUCUCAUCUUUUAUAAGAAGAUUUAAAUCUAUAGAUGCUCAAGAAAGAAAAUAAUGAUAUAGAUUAAUAUGAGAAAAAACCAAUGAAAAUAUCAAUAAAAUGGAGGGUUAGAAAAUAUAAAUUAUGAACACAGAUUAAUUACAGAUAAAUUAUCCUCUUAAAAUGCUAUGUAAGAUUAAAGUAAUUCCAAAUUCUAUAAAUUAAACUCUCAACCCAAUUAAACUCCAAUUAAAUCAGACGAAAUGGAUUAAAUAUAUGAGAAUGAAUUAUACGGAGGAGUGUUUUCUUCAGCUUCCUUGUUUCGAAAAUCUAGUGCUUGUUUUUAAAGCCUGCUGCAGAGAGGAGGGAGUUAUGCAGUGUCCUCAUGCAAGGAAUGAGGAACAAGCGGUCAGGUUCUGAGCUUAUAUAGGGCCUGGUGUGCUGGGAUUGGCCCUUGGGAGGUCAGCUGACAGAAUGCUCAGAUGGCUGGUACUGCAGCCUAGAUGGCGCCCUUGAAGCCCAUCUAGGGAGUUGGAGCUCAACCAAAGUUCCGUUGACAGGUCUAUGCAGCAGAUUAUUAUUAUUAUUUAGCAUCCAGUCACUUUAAUGUGUUUUUAUUUAUUUAUUUGAAUGGUGUUUUAUGUUUGAGUACUCCCUGGGUGUUUUAUGAUAUGGUGGUAAAAUAAUGCUCUUAUAAAUACAUAAAUCUAUGCACAUUAAUUCUUUAGAUUCCACAGUGACGACUAUCUUGACCAUUGUGACAGCAACGGGCCUCUCUCUUCUCAUCCUGUUGACGUUCUUUUUAAUCAUCUGCGUAUGGACACAGAAGAAGAAACUGCUCCUGGUGGAAGGUCAGUGUAGCUUUUUGACCCCCUUCCGGUGCCCACCCAGAGUUUCCUCCUAACCUAGCCAUGGUGGUAUCAGUCGAAAGCCUGGUGUCAAAGCGCGAGCCAGCAGUGCUCAAAGUUGGCGCUAAUUCCUUUAUUAGCAAAAAGACGAUCCUCACAGACUUGGCUGAGUGUCAGGACUAAUGAGCACAGCAGCUCAUCCCUGGGAGGUCUUACCCCAUGAAUCAGUUGCUGUGACCGAAAGCCCCCACCUCCCGACAGCUAAGUCCCCUCCUUUCUAGGCCUUUCCCCCAAGUAAUCAGAGACUGCGCCUGCUUGCAGCCUGCUGCUCCUCCACCCAUUUCAGCCCUCUUCUGGUUCUGGGAGGCAAGCAGGGAGGGGUGCUUGUCACAACAGAAGGGGGAGACCUGCAAUUCUUCACCAGCCUGACUCAUCUCUGCCUCUUGGCCUAUCUACCCCCUCUUCCUGUUUCAGCUUCUGCCUCCGAUUCUGGACUUCUCUCUGCAACCGACUUUCCUAGUUCACUAAACCCUGUUACCUCUUCCAACACCUCCUUCUCCUCCUAAUCUUCUCCCUCUGACCACCCAUUGUCACCCCACCACCAGUCCCUGGUCUCUGAGCCUUCUUCCCUUAGUGGGUCCCCAGCUUGCUCCCCACCACCACCAUUCCUCUGCAUCCAACUUGUCCAUGACACCUGGACUACGUCAACUUCCAGUAGGGUUGUGCUCUAGAUCUGACCCAAGCCUGGAUCCAGAGCCAAAUCACCCUGCAUUGAGCGGAGAGACAGCCCCAGUCAACUCAGGUUGGGUUGUCCCACCCAGAGCGAUCUGGCCCUGACAGAAGGUGGGCUGGUUAUGAGGCAGGGGAGAAACAGAAGAGGCAGGCAGUCUCUGCAGGGUCUGCUUUGGCCAGGGGACAGCCUGACUCCCUCCUUUGGCAAUCCUCACAGAACUCUAGCUCAAUGGUUGCCAUUAAUAUGAUUUGAAAUAAUUUUAUAAUGAGAUGAUUUUAUAAUGUUUUAUCAUUUUACUGUUGUUAGCCACUCUGAGCCCGGCUUCGGCUGGGGAGGGCGGGAUAUAAAUAAAUUUUAUUAUUAUUAUUAUUAUUAUUAUUAUUAUUAUUAUUAUCAAAGCAGCACCCAGCAGGAUUGAACCCAGCACCACCUCCUCCCUCCACACCCCUCCCAACCACAGGUUUAAUUAUUGCAUGUCCUCAUUUUUUGUGCCCAUUAACCCUUGCUUGCCUGGUUGGAGGGUACUCCACCUACCGCACGACAGUAAAAUUUGCAUUCAUUGCUCCACCCACUUUGGCCUUUGGCCCCGCCCACCUCUGGGGCAUGCCACAUUUCCCAGGAAGGAACGUGGUCCUCAGAAAUCCCUCCUCCUUGUCUUACCAUUGGUACCUUUGUCCUGCAGAGCCUGAAUCCGUCCACCCUUCAAACUUCCUAGGAUCUCAUCAUGAAGACACCUGCAGUUGCCAGUUCCCAGAGGAAGAGCAUGGGGAGAACAUGGACAAAUGGAAGGCCUCACAGAUCUCUUUGGCCCAUUGAAAGAACUUGGGGCGAAUCCACAAGCACAUGCAAAACUCGCCCCACAAUAUCUAGGCGGCUGAACUAUAUGAACGGCAGCUAUUAUCUUUGUUGUAGCAUGAUGGGGCUUUGGGCGCCUAAGCUGUUUCUCUCUAGGUUGGCUCCUUCACUGCUACUAGCUGUCUCUAGAUCAGCUCACCUGCUCUACACCCUGUGACUAUGAAAGCUUUCCUUGCUGGCUAGGGAAAUCAGGUUACGAGGAAGGAUCUCCAGGAGAUGGAAAUUCCAACCCUGCUUUCCCUAUUCACCCAUCCCCAGUUGCAACUGCUGGAACAAGCCAUCCACCUUGCUUUCCUAGGCAGGGUUUGGAAGCUGGAGAAUGCAGCAGACGUCCUCGUGGGUAGGGCUGCUGACGUCCGAUUUUUUUUUACAAAAACACUGGUCCUAUGACUACUCCAUGGGUAUGGAGCCAGGGAAGGCGGGGCCAGAGGGCAGGGCGGAGUCUGGCGUACAUUGGAGGUGGAGCCAGAAUGUGAUUGGGAGGGUUGUGGGCGGAGCCUUGCAGAAUCUGACUUCCCAGACUUCCUUCCUGGUUCUCUGAGAGAGGAGAGUCUUCUCCAACUACAUUUCACUGGGAGCAGGCUAACUGAACUGAAUGGACCUGAGCCAGCCUUGCCCAUUUACUUCAAGGGAUCUACUCUGAGCAGGAUUACCUCAACCCAGAAUGCCAUUUCACUGGUCAGAUCAGCAAUUGACCGGCCAGUUAGCAACCCUGUCUACGUAUAUUGGUGGGGGUGGCAAGACAUGUCCUGGGCACAGGCAUAGGAUCUGCGGUACUCAGAGAGAAUGACAUGCCCUUCCUGCCUAGGACAGCCUUCCCUUGGUUGGCACCCUCCUGAUGUUGUGGGCAACGUCUCCCAUUGUCCCUGACCAUUGGGUGAUGCAAGGUGUAUUCUAAAUCAUUUGGAGGCCCCUGGCUUGGAGACACCUGCUCCAAGAGCCUCUCCCUGAUUGGUAAGCAAGACUCAGCUUAGAAACUGCAAAAUGGCAAUCUUACAGGAUUCCCCUGAGCGGUUUCCCACCCUCUGGCAAAAUGUGUAUCUCCAACUGCAGACUGCCUGGAGGCUUUUCUGCUUAUCUCACCACCCCCAUAAUGACGUCCCUCCUCACUCUCUGUUCUGGAGGCCGUUGUCGUGAGCUUUCCUUGUUUCGAGAAACCUGCUUUGGGAAACCUGAAGGCGGUUUUUUCUUUCUUUUACUCCGCUGCUUCUUCCACUGUUUCAAAGGGUGCAAUUCUGACGCAAAGGAAGAAAGUUUGCUUUCAUGCAAAAGCAGCGACGCCACCCCCAUCUCUUAACGAGAAUCGCCUUUUCUUUUUUUAAUUUUUAGAAAAGGAAGGGGGGGCAACCCCAGAGCCUUGAGCUGCGCUUCCUUUGUGAAACUGACAAUUCUCCGUUAAAACAAGAAAGCUUCAGCUUCACUCGUUUCUUUCUUUCCGCUGCUGGUAAAGAGACUGUGGAAAUUCGCGACUGCGAUAGCGGGUGACCUCAUGGACACUUUCCCUUUCUCUGAAACGCCCUGCAACGGAGUGCGUGCCUCUUUAAAAUGUUUUCAACCGUUCGCCGUGACUCACGGCUUCAGGUGUUUUCCCCACUUGAAUUUCAGGACCAGUCUGAAGAAAGGAUGGUUUUGUUAUCCGGCUGGAAGCUGGGGGUGUGCUUUGCGCUUGCACACUCUCAGAUAACUUCUUUUAACCCCGCUCAGAUUCUGAAGCUGCGUUAAUCUCGCAAACGUGGGGGGGAGGGCAUUUCCACAAGGGGGGAGAAAAGCAAUAGGGUGAGGAAGGAGAGGCUACAGUCCGGUGCAUGCAUGCAAAAGGCAUCUGGUUCAGUCCCCAGCAUCUCCAGGCAGGGACGGGAAUCACCCUGUCCAAAACCCUGGAAAGUUCCUACCAGUCAGUGCAGACAAUACUGAGCUAGAUGGACUAAUGGUAUGGCUUGGGAUAAGCAGCUUCCUGCGCUCCUAUGAACGGUGGAGUUAACAGUUUGGGCACAACCUGAGUAAAGAUCAUACGUUUCUAUUGGCGUUUUGUUAAAGAGAGGAUUUCAUGGUGAGAGGUCACAAACUGGCCUGCUGGCUUACCCAGAGGCUCAGUAGGGGCAGCUGGCCAGGCAGUGUGCGUCACUGGCUGCAGCUCAGUGGUGGGGCAUCUACUCUAUGUGAAGAAGGUCCCAGGUUCGAUCCCUGGCAUUUCCAAGUAGGGCUGGGAAUGUCCCCUGCCUGAAACACUGGAGAGCCUCUACCCAUCAGCUUACACAAUGUUGAAUUAGAAAUGCCAGCGGUCUAACUUGUAUAAGGCAGCCUUAUGUGAAGGGAUGUAGCACGGUGGCAGAGCAUCAACUUUGCAUGCAGAAGGUCCUGGGUUCAAUCAUAAGCAUCUGCAGGGAGAAUUGGGAGACAUCCCUGCCUGAAGGCCUGGAGAGGCGCUGUCAGUGUAGAGGAUGUAUUGAUUGGCAGCAGCUCUACAGAGUGUAAGACAGAGAAGGGACCCUCCCAUCAACAGUGACCUGAUUCCCUUUUGACUGCAGUUGCCAGGGCAGUGGCAUAGCGUGGGUUGCUGGGGCCGAGGCAGGGCAAUUGGGUGGACUGGGCAGCUGGGUGAAAGCAUGAUUUCCUUUUGCCUGCAAUUGCCAGGGCAGUGGCAUAGUGUGGGUUGCUGGGGCCAGGGCAGGGCAAUUGGGUGGACUUGGCAGUUGGGUGGAAGCAUGCAUCAGGGGUGUGUGUGUGUGCUGAGUGCAAGACACAUGGCUGCCGCUGCUGGUGGUAGUUGGCUGUGCACCUUCUCGGCUUGGCGGCUCUGCUGCCUCCCGGCUCGGCAUGUAGGCAUCCCUUUAAGGGCCAUAAGGAGAAGGUGGCACCACCCCAGGCCCGAAAGCCUGGCCCAGACGCGACUUGCCUCCCCGUGGCUCUGGAAGGCGUUGGGAGUUCAGCCACAUGCCCUCAAUAGGAGAGCCUGUUGUGGGGGUGCCUGGUUGUGCCCCUCUCAGAAUUUUUGCCCCAGGCCACUACCCCUCUGUCCCCCCCAUGCUAUGCUGCUGGAGCUGGGAUUUGGGAAUUCCUGCAUGCAAAGAAAAAGUUCUACACUGUACUCUACAUCUGGAAGCAGAGCAUAGUCAUCUGAUACCUUUCUCUAUGAAUUUUGUAUCAUUCUCUUUAAAGCUGUCUAGGUUGGUAGCCAUCACUCUGGGUAGUUAGCAUAAGACAAUGCAGAGUUGGGAGGGGGGAGUUUCAGAAUUGCCAGGGGCUGAUGUAAGCAAGAGGAAAAAUAUUGGCGUCUUAGGAAGCAGUUUGCAAGCACAACGUGGGCUGGCAGUCUGAAUCCAACGUUGGCUGGACCCUCCUGGAAUGCAAAGCUUUCCACCCACCCUAGGCUCAAGGUUGUAUAUUUGUGUCAAUAAAUGAUGUAUCAU
This is a messenger RNA of Podarcis lilfordi (Lilford's wall lizard), 11980 nucleotides long. The record is from the annotation of a GenBank genome assembly. Lineage: Eukaryota; Metazoa; Chordata; Lepidosauria; Squamata; Lacertidae.